Molecule: messenger RNA, 5311 nt
Organism: Saccostrea cuccullata (small rock oyster)
Lineage: Eukaryota; Metazoa; Mollusca; Bivalvia; Ostreida; Ostreidae
Product: hemicentin-1-like
Exons: 39
Coding region: 379-5304 (1641 amino acids)
Biological process (GO): axon guidance; homophilic cell-cell adhesion; dendrite self-avoidance
Cellular component (GO): plasma membrane; axon
Molecular function (GO): cell-cell adhesion mediator activity; G protein-coupled receptor activity
Source: RefSeq, a predicted model, not a curated record
ACAGCUUCUGCUUGCGCGAGUAGUGGUACAAGGCUGUUGGCGGAGAAGACACCAAAAUAUGUCAUGUCCCCUAAAUUCCCAUCCAAUUAUGAAAGUAAUUUAAAUUGUCUAUGGAAUGUGGAACCAGCUGUUAUUGAGAGAGAUACCCAUUAAGUAUUUGAGUUUCGGUCCCAAUAUCUGGAGUUGGGGUUUGAUAGCUGCACUGAUUUUGUGAAGAUAAAUGAUCUGAAUGACUUUUGUGAGCAGGAGGAAGACACCAUAUUGCAGUCUUCAUCUCCUAUUCAAUUGGCUGGCGUAACAGCGAACGUGCGUUUCAUAACUGACUUUGGCUAUUCUGGUAGCGGAUUUGUCUUGGCCUUUUACAUUAAAAAAAAAGCAAUGCCGUAUUCUUGUCAGCAUGGAGGUACUUGCAUUAAUUCAACAUGUGUAUGUUCCCGUGGUUAUAAAGGAAGCAGCUGUGAAAACGAAUCUUUAGAAAUUCUGUACUUAAGAAGUAGCAAGGCAGUGUUCCGUGAAGGAAAUGAAGUAUUGUUUGAAUCGGAGAUAACAGACAACUCAAACUUUACUGUCCAAUGGUCUCGCGAUGGAGUUAUAAUAAGUGGUAUUUUGUCAAGAUACUCUAUCACUUCUUCUGCAAAGGCCAAUGGUACAUUUCUACAUCAGCUAAGGAUAUCAAGUGUUUAUGAAAGGGAUGAAGGAAAUUGGAGUAUAAUGGCUUCCAACGGGGUGACAGUGGUGAACAAGGGUAUCAUCAUACGAGUGCUACCAAAACUGGUGCUGCUGAUGAUACCACAAUAUGAUCUCUCAAUUGAAACCAAAGAAAAUUUCACCCUUCAAUGUGUUGUGGUGAACCCUGGAUCCCUGAUUAAUUUGACAAGUGGAAGUCUUAUCUGGGUAAAAGAUGGGAAGCCUUUAUUGACAGGUUCUAUAUUCACCAUUAGUACAACACAAACUUCGACAAUUUUAAAUAAAGCCUCAGCAGAGAUCAGUGAUUCUGGAAAUUAUUUUUGUUUACAUUCCACCUACCCUGACCCAUUAAAUGUUUCCAUUUACGUAAAUAUCAUAGGACCAGAAUCUGUGGAGAUACUAUUGUUCAGAAUUAGUGAUUCAAUAUCACGAGAGGGGAAAUCUGUUUGGCUUGAAACAGAGAUAUAUGAAAUAAUCGACCUUACUGUUCAGUGGUUUCACAAUGGGAACUUGAUAACCAACUCUUCAUUGAGAUAUGAAAUAAAAUCAUAUACAACCGAAAAUGACACAUUACGCAAUGUGCUCAACGUACCAAAUGUUCUACAACAGGAUGAUGGAGAUUGGAAUAUCACGGCAUCAAAUGGUAAAACAACAGAAAGUAUGAGUGUUUACUUACGAGUACUUCCAAGGCUUGUGCUGCAGAUGAUGCCUCCAAAUAAUAUUUCAGUUGAAAGCAAGAAAUCGAUAAACCUUUCAUGCGUUGUUACCAAUCCUGAAUCCUUAUUUAAUUUGUCUGGCGGUGGUUUAUUCUGGCAAAAAGACGGCAAGAAAAUAUCACCAGAUUCUGGAUUCAAUAUAACUACAACAGACACAUCCACAACUUUAAUGAAGUCAUCAGCAGAAGUUGACGAUUCCGGAACUUACUUGUGUGCUCACUCUUCCUAUCCGGAACCUAUUUAUGUCUCCAUCUAUAUAAAUAUCACGGAACCAAUUCAGCCAGGGUUUUCGCUACAGAUGAUACCCCUCGGCGACUUUUCACUUAAAUGCAAGGAAGACAUCAACCUACGAUGCACUGUCAAAUAUUCCAAGUUUCUGAUCAGUUUAAUUGGGGGAAGUUUUAUUGGGCAGAAGAAUGGAAAGAAAAUUUUAUCUGGUUCUGGGUACAAUGUGACCUCGGGAAAGAUGUUCACAACUCUGAGGAAACCCUCAGCGGUGCUGGAAGAUUCUGGAACUUACGCAUGCUCACACACAGCUUCUCCGGAAUCAGUGCAGGUGACCGUUUAUGUUAAUGUCACUAACUCAGUACUUCCAAGGCUUGUGCUGCAGAUGAUGCCUCCAAAUAAUCUUUCAAUUGAAAGUAAGGAAUCAAUCAACCUUUUGUGCGUUGUUACCAAUCCUGAAUCCUUAUUUAAUUUGUCUGGCGGUGGUUUAUUCUGGCAGAAAGACGGCAAGAAAAUAUCACCUGAUUCUGGAUUCAAUAUAACGACAACAGACACGUCCACAACUUUGAAUAAAUUAUCAGCAGAAGAAGGCGAUACCGGAACCUACUCGUGUUCUCACUCUGCCUAUCCCGACCCAAUCAAUGUUUCCUUAUAUAUAAAUGUCACAGAACCAAAGUCAGUAGAAAUAUUAUCCUUCAAAAGUAGCAGUUCUGUAUUACGGGAGGGAAAAUCAUUGAGAUUUGAGUCGGAAAUAGCGUUUGAUCCUGCCCUCAUUGUUCAGUGGUUUCACAAUGGAAAAUUAAUUAACAACUCAUCAAAAUAUACGAUCACUUCCUCCAUAACAAGUAAUGGUACAUCGGUCCAUGUGCUUCAGAUCUUCAAUGUCUUGCUGCAAGAUGAAGGUGAAUGGAAUAUAACGGCAUCGAAUGGGAAGACAAGUGAAACAAAGAGUAUCAGAAUACAAGUUUUAGAAAAGCUGAAGCUACAGAUGACACCACAGUACGAUUUUUCGAUUCAAAGGGGAGAAGGCAUUGUUCUCGGAUGUGUCGUCAUCAAUCCUGGAUCCCUGCAAAAUUUGAUCGGUGGAAGUUUAAUCUGGCAGAAAGAUGGACAGAAAAUCUUAUCAGGAUUCCAUAUCAAUACAACGAAUACAAGUACACAACUAAGGAAGUCAUCAUCAGAGAUAGAUGAUUCUGGAAGUUAUUCGUGCUCACACUCUGCCUAUCCCGACCCAAUUAAUGUUUCCAUUAAUGUUAAUGUUACUGAGCCAGAGCCAAUAGAAAUACUGUCCCUGAAAAUCAACAAGCCCUUAUUGAUUGAGGGUGAAGCAGCUUGGUUCGAAUCUGAGAUAAUGAACAAAUCUGGUCUGAUUGUACAGUGGUCUCACAAUGGAAAUCUAAUAACUGAUGCUUUAUCCCGAUUUACUCUGACAUCCUCUACUACAGCCAAUAAGACAUCGCUUUAUGUUCUUAACAUAUCAAGCGUGGUCUUGCAGGACGAAGGUGAAUGGAAUAUAACAGCAACAAAUGGGCUGUCGACAGCAAGCAGAGGUAUAAAAGUGCAAGUUUUCCCACGAAUUUCGCUUAGUCUGACACCAAAAGAUGAUUUGUCGAUUCAAACUGGAGAAGUUAUCCAGCUACAGUGUGAAGCUUUAUACACCGAUACACCAGCUUACUCUACUGGCAUAAAACUAAACUGGAAGAAAGAUGGGAAAGAUAUUUCAUCAGAUCCGAGCUUUAGUGUAAGUGAGGCAGGCACGACUACAACUUUAUAUAAGUCAUCAGCAGAACUGACUGACUCUGGACGAUAUUCCUGCUCACAUUCAGCUUAUUCAAACCCCGAAGAUGUUUCUGUGUAUAUAAAUGUAACACUAUCAGAUAAAGAUAAACCAUGUCCUUGCCAACAUGGAGGGACUUGUAUAAAUUCUACAUGCGUUUGUCCAGUUGGAUAUCAGGGCAGAUAUUGUGAGGAUGAAUAUCUAGAAAUCCUAUCCUAUAAGAGUAGCAACUCAGUAAUACGUGAAGAAAAGUCAGUAUGGUUCCAAGCAGAGAUAGUUGGUCCUGUUGGUUUCAGUGUCCAAUGGUCUCGUAAUGGAGAUUUAAUAAGCAGUACAGCAUCAAGAUAUGUGAUGACGUCGUCCAAAACAGCAAAUGGCAAAACGCUUCAUGUCCUAACUAUUACAAAUGUUUUACAAAGGGAUGAAGGAUAUUGGACAGUGGAAGCAUUAACAAGUUCGAAAACUGAAGCCAGGAAUUUAACAGUAAAAGUACUUCCAAGACUUUUGCUGCAGUUGGCACCACAAUAUGAUUUCUCAAUUAAAACUGGAGAGAGUAUAAAUCUUCGAUGUGUUGUCAUAAAUCCUAAAUCCCUGACUGGUUUAUCAGAUGGAAAUUUAGUCUGGAAGAAAGAUGGCGUUUAUAUAUUAUCGGAUUUUGGAUUCAACAUAAGCACAACAAACGUAUCUUCUACAUUGGAGAAAGAAUUGGCGUAUCUUGGUGAUGCAGGACGCUUUUCGUGUUCCCACUCUACCUAUCCAGAUCCAGUAUCUGUUUCUAUAGCUAUUUCCGUCACAAAACCAGAACAAAUCAGAUGUGCAGAUGACAAGAUUGAAAAGAUAAUGUGGAAAUCUACGAUUGCUGGAACAACUAAAAAGGAGUCAUGUCCUGAAAACCAGAAAGGAACUGCGACCAGAUAUUGUAAUUUUCAAGGUUUUUGGGAAUCCCCCGAUCUCAUCAACUGUACUGAUGUCUCUUUGGUAAAUGCCAAUGAAGAGUUGGAUAGUAUAAUUGCUGAUGGCACAACUAAGAAUGUAGAUGAGGCUGUGAACAACACGUUAGUGAAGAUGAAGAAUCUGACGUCACAAAGAAGUGAACUGAGUGCCGGGGAUAUUAGCUCCUCUCUUGACAUCCUAGAAAAGAUUGUCAACGUCACAAAUAUGACGAGUGCCAACGUAGAGAAGGAGGCCUUCUUUGCGGUUGUCGACAAUGUUUUGUCAACAAACAAUUCCAAAUCUUGGACUGCUGUCAGCGACAAGACUGAAAAGGAUGCUAGCUCCCUUUUAAAGAAUAUGGACCGAAUGAGUGAAGUUGUUUUAAAGAAGGAAAACAUAACAACCUCAAAAUUCAAAGGGAAAAAUUUUGAGGUGUCUGUUGAUAAAACAAAGGUAGAUGAAAAAGGAAUUGUCUUUCCUGAAAAAACUGAGAAAACACCAAAUGAUACUACUACUGAUACGGAAGAAUAUUCCACAUUUCUUGAAUUGCCGAAGCAAACAAAUAAAAUUGAAAAACCAAUUACAUAUGUGGCUGUUAUAUACAAGACGAUAUCUGACAUUUUACCCACAGAUUCAGGUUCACGAACAGAAGAAAAUUCAAACGAAGUGAAGGAAGGUAAAGAGAAGAAAAAGAAAGAAUUCGUUAACUCUGAAAUCCUGUCGCUAACUACUCAGACAGAUCUGGGCAUUCUAUCCCCGCCUCUUAAUCUGGCCUUCCAGCACAAACAUGAGAACGAAAGUGCUGACCUUCAAGCAGUUUGUGUGUCAUGGGACUUCAUCACAAAUAAAUGGUCCGAAGAAGGAUGCAAAGUAAAUUCUACUAAUAACAAGAGGACAGUUUGCCAGUGUAACCAUCUGACUAAUUUUGCCAUCCUGAUGAGACCUUACACGCCUGUAAGAAUAUAAAUAAUUA